CCUUGACCUUUUAUUAUUUAUUGUUUAUUUUAUUUUUUAUUUAUUUCUUUUUCUUUUUUCUUUUAUUAUUAUACUUUAACAAUGGAAUAUAUACCUACUCCAAACUUGGAUAUUUUUACUGAUGAUCCAUUCUUUUCUUUAUCUGAAUUUGAUCUCGAAUUACAACAACAAGCUCAAGCUGCUAUUCAACAACCUACUCAAGAACUAUGGCAAGAUUUCGAUCGUUAUCUUCCUGUAGAUUGUCAACCUUUUAUUAAUAACCAAUCAAUCAAUACACCUAUUAACAAUACUAUACAACAACCUUUAUCUACUAAAAAAUAUGAACCUAAUAUCUCUCCACCAUAUGAUUUUGAUGUUACUCCUAUUGUACCUUCACAAUAUAAAGAUAUUAUAAAACAAGAAUAUCCAAGUCCUGAACAACAAACAUAUAUACCUUCUUCUCCACAACAACAACAACAACAACAACAACAACAACAUUCAAUGUUAGUAUCUUCUAUAGACACUUCUUCUUCUUCUUCUUCUCCUUCUUCUCCUCCUCAACAACAACAACAACAACAACAAAUCAAUUCCACUCAGCCAACUGAAACACCUAUCUCUCAAUCAACUUCUUCCAUGACUCCGACGAAUGUAGCUGACAUUAUUGCCAAAAUCAAUUGGGAUUCCCCGGUUUUAUCUUAUUCAGAUCCAAAUAAAGUACCUAUUCAAAGAUUGAAACCUUCUAUCAACACUCAAACACCAACAUUAUCAACAUCUUCAAAUAUCACUGGUGGUAAACAAAAGAAAACUGCUCAUAAUGCUAUUGAACGACGUUAUCGAAACAAUAUCAACGAUCGCAUCACUGAAUUGAAAAAUGCCGUCCCUGCUCUUCUUCAUGCAAAACCAAAAGAUCGUCAUCAUUCUACCAACAACAACAAUAAUAAACGUAAUAGAUUAAAUGAUGAUGAUGAUGAUGAUAUUGGCGACGAUGGAGAAGAAUAUCUUGAUGGUGUGGCCGUAGCGACUAAACUCAAUAAAGCAACAAUUUUACGCAAAGCAACUGAAUACAUCACACAUCUCAAACGUACGGGUGAUAAUAUGAAACGAGAAAAUGAUUCCCUUCAACAUUUAUUAGCACAACUUCCAGGUGGUCAUGAAGUAUUAGCUCAUUAUCAAGUACAAAAGAUCCAACGUGAACAAAUGAUGCAACGUCAGCUCAUGAUGGAACGUCAAUUGAUAAAACAAGAACAACAAAAUAGGAAAAAAGCAGCAAGCAAACGCAAAAGAGCUAGAAAACAACAUAUCAACGAUGAUGAAUUUGAUGAUGGCUCUCUAUCAAGCAACUCUGGUGAUCAUCCUAGAACUCCUUCUUCUGAUAGUAGUAUGACCAACAGUCGUGUUUUUAUGGCUCUCUUUAUGGCAAUCACCUUUUUUUCUUCUUCUCCCUUGACCACUCCAGCAGGAUCUGAACAAGUCAAUAAUCAUCAUCAUGUUUCCCGAACAGCAAGUGAACAAAUGAAUGGUGCUUCUAUGCCUACUGCAAACGAAUCUUUCAAUGGAUAUGAAUCUAUCAACAACCAUAAUAUCAACCAUUCAUGGUUAUCUAUAGAUGAUGGAUGGUCUCUUUUACGUCUGGUAUUAUUCAUUGCUUGUAUGAUUCAAUUAUUACUUCCUUACUUGAAGACUUGGAUAUUUGGUCGUGCAUUUAGGGUACGUCGAAUGGUGUCUCAUGCAAAGCUACGUCGUCAACAACGUCUUCAUCCUACUGGCAAGAACAAAAAAUUAGAAUUUGGCAAUAAAUCUAAUUCCAUGUCUCCUGGUGAUGAAAAAUGCAUGCAAAUGUAUCAAUUAUUGGUGAAACUUCUCUUGACUGAACAUGAUGACACAACCGUCAGAAUAUCUUCAAAAAAUACCAUUGGAUUACUUUGGUCUCUGAUGAAAGAAAUGACACUAUUCACUGCUCGACAUGUAUUUGGUUAUGAUAUUGCUUGCAACAAUGAUGAAGAAGAAAUCGACAUGGAUGAUGAUGAUGAAUGGGAUCAACAACAGUUACAAAAAUGGAGUCAUGUCUUUAAAUGGAUCAAGCUCAACGAAUGUGAAUGUCUUGGUGGCAAUCCUUUUAUAUCACGACUAACCUUACUCUAUCACAGUUUACGUAUGCUCAAUUUGGUGGAUUCAUUACAAGAAGAAUUCGAUGAUGAUGACGAUCAAGAAGGAAAACAAAUCUCUUCCAUGCGUGCACGAGCUUAUGCGACAGCAACUAUUCAGGUGGUUUUAGCACUUCCAUCUACCUUCCUUUCUUCUCGUAUUGCAGAUUACUUGUGGGGAUUAGCCAUGUGGGAUGCUAAUGAAGAAGAUACCUGGGCAUGCUUGACUGAAGAAGACCAACAAGGAAGUUUUAUCUCAGCAUUAUCUACCAAAUCUCCUUGGGUGGAAACAUUGGACGUCAUCCACAAUCAAAUCUCAACAUGGACAAGUCUGACAACAUCUACAUCAAAGAAAACACUUGGAUUAUCACUCUCUGCCAAUGCACCUGCUCUUGUUCCAACUGCUAUUCUUUCGAAUCUCUAUCUUUUGGAUCGAUUGGAAUCUGAUUUUCGAAGUCUUAUUGAUGGUAUGAUGAUGCCCAUUUCAUCUGUGUCUAAAGAUCCUUCUACAACCAUGUUUUUCGCCUAUGCUUCUUCUCUGUCCUUGAAUGAUGAUUCUCGACGUGUGGCUGAUUGGUUUAGUCUUGUUGGUGCGGCUGUGGAAGCACUUUGGCGUCGUGAUGUGGAAAGAGCCGAACAAAGUAUGAUGACAUUGGUUCAACGUGUUCCUCGAGCCAUGAUUGCCCCUGGGUUUUCCAAGAAAAAGACUCGACAAAGUGAAUUGGAUACCAUCACAAAGCAACAAGUGAUACAUAUGUUAGCAGGUGCCACUUUAUUAUUAAAGCAAGAUAGUCAAGGCAUCAAGGAAUUGGAAAUAGCGGAAAGUUUACGACAAAAGAAGAUCAAGAAAUCCUUACCGACAACAAAUGAAUUGGAAGCAACACAUGUGGAAGGACGUAUCAUGGCCCUAGCAGAAUUUGCAGUCAUGUUGGUUGGAUUGGAAGCAUGGAUUUUUGCAUGGCAGCAACUCUUAUCACCCAAAGAUGACAUUAUCCAAGUGGACAAGGUACAUCCUACAGUGGAGAAUACAAAUAAACAAAUUCGAUCAGCUACUCAAUCCUUACGUCGUAUGGUUUGUCGACCUGCAUUGACUGGACUGGAAACGCAAAAUAUGAUUAUUGAUCGCCUUGGUCGCAUUGGUCGUUUUGUGGAAGAACAACCAAUAUAUGAUGAUUUGGAUAACAACGACAAUGACUCAGCCUUUGAACGCUCGGACAUGGAAGAAGAUGCACAUCAAGAUGGAAAUGAACGAUGGUCUGAAAAGGAUAAAAUGAUUCGACUUACUGGAAAGGCUCUUGCUAUCUUACAUGGAAAUUAG
This is a messenger RNA of Halteromyces radiatus, 3441 nucleotides long. RefSeq lists its product as uncharacterized. The transcript is spliced from 3 exons. The record is from RefSeq and is a predicted model, not a curated record. Lineage: Eukaryota; Fungi; Mucoromycota; Mucoromycetes; Mucorales; Cunninghamellaceae. Gene Ontology annotation, molecular function: protein dimerization activity. The coding region runs from base 82 to 3441 and encodes 1119 amino acids.